GCCAGAUCGCCAGUCUGGAAAACUCCAGGGAACAAACACUUCUGGGAAGCCAGAACUACCCUGGAGAGGGAGCCCCCACCCCAGCGCUCACCCAGCACCUGAAAGCACCCUGCUCAGGGCUCUGCUUCAGGAAGCUGCCACCUUCUUCCCUUGAGACGACACCUGCUCUCCAAAGCCAGAGAUGACCAAGGAGGAGCACGAGGUGGCCGUGCUGGGGGCUCCCCAGGUCUCAGCACCCGUGACAACCACCGUGGUCAACAUCCAGCCCGAGACCGCCGUGCCCGACCACAUCGUCUGGUCCCUGUUCAACACGCUCUUCUUCAACGUCUGCUGCCUGGGCUUCGUGGCGUUCGCCUACUCUGUGAAGUCUAGGGACCGGAAGAUGGUGGGUGACGUGACUGGGGCCCAGAGCUACGCGUCCACUGCCAAGUGCCUGAACAUCAUGACACUGGUCCUGGGCCUCCUUGGGACCGUAGGGUUCAUUGUUUUUCUGGCCUUGGUGGUCUUCCCGACAGUCAGCUAUGCAAUAACACAGGCCAUGCAGAACCACGGAGGCUACUAGGCGCUGCCCUCAGCAGGGGGACCCCGUCUCCCCACCCCCUCCCGGCUCUGCCGCACCCCCCCCAAUCACACAGCACUGUGUUCGGAGGUGGCUGAACCCACUGAACCCAAUAAAAUGCACUUGGAAGUGACAAUGUGGACGUCUCACUCAUGCGUGGAAUCGAAGGAACUGACCGGACUAACACCAGAUAAGGACAGACUGAUAGAGAGCAGGCUGCCAGCGCUGGGGGGUUGCUCGGGCCGGGGUGGGUAGAGGUGGAAGAGGGCAAAAGAGUGAUAAAUAGGAAGGGGAAAAUACAAUAAAAUGAACUAUGAAAAUAGAUUUCAGUAAAGUGCAAAUGAAAGUAAAACUGAGGCCCGCGCUCCCUGUCCUCGCCCUGCACGGGCCUCCCCGAACUCUCGCCCCCAAACCCCGAGGUGUGGGAACACGGCCGACCUUUGCGGCGGCCGCACAGCCGCGGUGUGGGCUGCAGAGCAGCCGGUCUCUGGGGCUGCAGGUGAGUUCUGUGUGACAACCAGGAGGGCCCCUGCGUGGGGCCAGCGACACGCACAAAACCACGCCGUCCAGUAUAACCAGACGCAGAGGAGAUUUCAGAGGGAGCCGACCGAGAGACCUCAGCUCUGACCGGCAGCCGCACCCAGAACCAGAACCUGGGAGCCCGUGCACACAAGGCCCAGGACCCAGGGCCGGGCCAGACUCGGACCUGUGCCACCCUGAGAACCAGAGGGUCUGCGGUCCAGGCGAAUGCCCGGACACGAAACGGCCACGCCGCUGAGCCCUCCAGCGAUAACUCGCCAGCCUGCCUGCUCCCACCCCCUUAGCACCCUGAAGCUCAUCCGGUGAGCGGGGCAGAGCUGGAAACUCUGGGUCUCCCCGCUUCCGGGCGCUGCCCUCUCAAGCCAGGAGACCUCUCCAGCUCCCAACUGCCCUUCUGAGAUCUGGCCUUUCAGAGCCUCGGGCAUGCACACAGGGACUCCUUACACCUGUAAGUUCUGGGCUGGGACAGGCCUGUGUUAAAAGCAGACUAACAGCAGGGGCCCCGAGUUUAACGACUUUGGCACACACCUGAGAGACCCAGAAAACUGGCAGUCUCAGGAAAGGUCCCAGCCACCACCUUGAACAGCAUUGCCAGGGAAUGCAGGGCAUUGACUGGUGGGGGCGGGGGCAGGCCCUGGAGGCCAGUUAUGGGGCGUGACCGGGAAAAGCCCAGGAAGUGGGGGUGUUAGCGACAGCGACUCUCCAUCUUCGGCACUGACAACGGCCUCAGAGUGCAGGCCCCCUCACCUGGUACAGAGGAGACUCCCCGAAAGUGUCAAGACUUCUGUUUAGGGCAUUUCCACUUUGUUUCAGAGCUCCAGGCUUUUUAACAACAAUAAAGCCUAAAAUAAUCCUUA
This is a messenger RNA of Artibeus jamaicensis (Jamaican fruit-eating bat), 1956 nucleotides long. Its product is annotated as interferon-induced transmembrane protein 1-like. The record is from RefSeq and is a predicted model, not a curated record. The coding region runs from base 182 to 562 and encodes 126 amino acids. Gene Ontology annotation, biological process: response to type II interferon; response to interferon-alpha; negative regulation of viral genome replication. Lineage: Eukaryota; Metazoa; Chordata; Mammalia; Chiroptera; Phyllostomidae. Gene Ontology annotation, cellular component: plasma membrane. The transcript has 2 exons.